Molecule: messenger RNA, 1803 nt
Organism: Malassezia sympodialis ATCC 42132
Lineage: Eukaryota; Fungi; Basidiomycota; Malasseziomycetes; Malasseziales; Malasseziaceae
Exons: 2
Coding region: 1-1803 (600 amino acids)
Source: RefSeq, a predicted model, not a curated record
AUGGAGCCAGAGUCCAGCGUAUUCGUAACAGAAGAUGAUCUGUCCGCACACACUCUGUCUCCAAACACAAGUACUCCCAACUUGUUAGAGACGGUGGAUCAAAUUAAGCGUUCCUUGAGUAUUACUACGUUGCAAGAAUUAUCUCAAAGGCCUUCAACUGAAGUAAGACGUAGUAUUCAGAAGAAAAUUUGGAGGCCUCACGAUGAUGAAGCCAGACUCCCUGCUGAUUGGGAGCGGCUUGUGAUCUACGUCUUUCGGGCAGGAGGCCGUGCAUUUAUGCUCUCCUAUGGAUUAAGAAGUACACUUUCAUUUCUUCUUACCAUUGUAAAAUCACUUCGUUCUCGUCGUCCUGUUGAUAAGAAGCAACUUAAAGAAGCGUUUGUUGGAGAAAACACUGUACGGUUGGCUUUGGCAUUUGGUGUCUGGGCAUGUGUCUACAAGUUUGUGAACAACGCGUUACGACUCCUAACGCCGUACCCGAAAGCUGCAAUUCCGAGCCGCGCCCCGAUGCGUCGCACCCAAACGGCACCAGCAGCAACCUUUAAAUUGGGCGGGAUGGACGAUCACUCAGAGUUGCACGAGAAAAUUUCACGGGAAGAGAUGCACCAAAAGCGUAGAUGGGAAUGGAAGCAUUUGUCAACAUACGAUCCUCGUGUGCGAAGUUGGCAUGCAUAUGUUGCAGGCGCAGCCUCCUCUGUGGCCUUCUUCGUUGAGAAGAAAAGUGUCGUACGAUCCUUAACACUUCAGAUUUUUGUUCGAGGUCUGGAAGGCACCUACCGGCAUGCUCGAGCAAAUGGUAUGCCUGGCAUCCCUUACGGUGAAGUCAUUGUGUUUGGGUUAGCUAAUGUCCAAAUUAUCAUGUCUUGGCUAGGCGCGCCUCAAUAUUUGGAUCGAGGCUACAAGUCCUGGAUUGAUAAAGCUUCAAGUGUACCUAAGCCCACCUUGCGGAACUACCUGUCCCAAGCAGCCAACAAAACACCCGAUCCUUGGGCCUUGGUUGAACUGUUCGGUGGAAAGAUUCCCGAACCGAAAACUGAGAAUCCUAGAACUUUUGAGGAUUUGCCGCCCAAUAAACACGCGCCAGACGGUGUGAGUGGAAAGACAAUCGAACGAGUGUAUAACUGGAUGGAACAUGGUCAUCUUGAUCGAUUCCCCAACUGUCUCAUGUCACAUUUGAAUACGGACAAUCAUUUUUAUGCCACCUAUCAGAACUUUUGCAAAGCAUGGAAGUUUAUUAUGCCUGUCUACAUGACGCUGUACUUUGUUCCUGCCCUGUUCCUGCGUACUAGGGCCAUCUUGAAGGCGUAUGUAUUUUUAAAGCAAAGGAAAGCUUACAUUCGCAGACCUAAAAGCAGUGUUAUCCGCAUGUUUUUGGAUGCUUCGCGUUCUUCCGCCUUUCUAGCAACAUAUGUGGUAUUGGUCAAGUCUAUGUUUUGCCUAUUACACGGCACCGCGGACAGGAUCACUUUCAGCCGGUUAAAUAACUAUUCGGCAUUUCGUAUACUGUCGAGUGUUCUGUCGGAUCACAGGUGUAAAGCUAUUGCCGGCUUUAUAUCCUGUUUCUCGCUUUUUGUUGAGCAUAAACGACGCCGCAGCGAACUGACUGCCUACGUAUUGCCCAAAGCAUUCGAGUCCUUUUGGAAAUCAGGACGAGCGCGCGGAAUUUUGCCAAGGGUGCCCUACGGUGACUACAUUUUGGGAGCAGCAAGCAUGUCGAUGAUCAUGGGAACGUUUGCUCACAAUCCCGAAAACUUAUCCAAGUUAGUUUCACUCGUGAUCUACCAAUUUAUCGGUCGAAACUAA